Toxotes jaculatrix (banded archerfish) is the source of this 2584-nucleotide messenger RNA. It is a transcript of the gene parvb, whose product is annotated as parvin, beta. Lineage: Eukaryota; Metazoa; Chordata; Actinopteri; Toxotidae. Gene Ontology annotation, molecular function: actin binding. The coding region runs from base 117 to 1205 and encodes 362 amino acids. Gene Ontology annotation, cellular component: actin cytoskeleton; lamellipodium; focal adhesion. The record is from RefSeq and is a predicted model, not a curated record. The transcript has 13 exons. Gene Ontology annotation, biological process: lamellipodium assembly; actin cytoskeleton organization; substrate adhesion-dependent cell spreading.
UCAUACACCGGCGCCUGGUGGAGUGGCAUUAUUAACACAAACAUAAGACGGCGCAUGCAUAUACACACAUACACACACACACACACACACACACACACACGCAGCCACCCUGAAAGAUGUCUGGGACGUUUGCGACCUUGCAGUCCGCAAAAAUGAAAAAGGACGAAUCUUUCCUCGGGAAAUUAGGAGGAACCCUGGUGCGGAAGAAAAAGUCUAAAGAAGUGAGUGAUCUCCACGAGGAGGGUAAGAAUGCCAUCAACGCUCCCAUGCUCCCCACAGGGAUGGACAUCCAUCCAGAGGACACACUGCUGGAGGAGAACGCUGAGAGGAUCAUGUUGGAUCCAACAUCACGGGAAAAUCUUAAAUUUAAAGAUCUUCUGAAGGUCCUGAUUGACUGGAUCAACAGUGAGUUGGAAGAAGAGAGAAUCAUAGUCAAAAACCUGGAGGAGGACUGUUACGAUGGUCAAGUGCUCCAGAAGUUAUUUGAAAAGUUGGCGGGUAGGAAGCUGAACGUGGCUGAGGUCACCCAGUCAGAGAUCGGCCAGAAGCAGAAGCUUCAGACGGUUUUGGAGGCCGUUAACGAACUGCUGAGACCUCAUGGUUGGACCAUCGAGUGGAGUGUAGACUCUAUCCAUUCAAAGAACUUGGUGGCUAUUGUCUAUCUGCUGGUGGCUCUCGCUAUGCACUUCCAGGCCCCCAUCAGACUCCCAGAGCACGUCUCGGUACAGGUGGUGGUGGUCAAGAAGCGGGAGGGCAUCCUACAGACUGCUCUAGUGACCAAAGAGCUGACGAGCACCACAGAAAUGAUGAUGGGGAGAUUUGAGAGGGAUGCGUUUGACACUUUGCUGGAUCACGCACCUGACAAGCUCAACGUGGUGAAAACGUCGCUCAUCACUUUUGUGAACAAACACCUGAACAAGCUGAACCUGGAAGUGACUGAGCUGGAAUCUCAGUUCGCUGAUGGAGUGUACCUGAUAUUGCUGAUGGGGCUGCUUGAAGACUACUUUGUCCCUCUGUACAACUUCUUCCUCACCCCUGAGAGCUUUGAGCAGAAGGUCCACAAUGUGGCGUUUGCCUUUGAGCUGAUGCAGGAUGGAGGCCUGAAGAAACCCAAAGCCAGGCCAGAAGAUGUUGUCAACCUGAACCUCAAGUCCACCCUCAGAGUUCUCUACAACCUUUUCACCAACUACAAAAACUCAGAGUGAACUUUUCCAGUUUCAUCCUCGGAUAUCACUCUGAUAUCCUGUGCCUGUGCGGAUAUUAUGCUUUACAGUCUGGACACUGGAGGAGACCAACUGGGACUGAAAGUCAUUACGUGGGACUUAAAAAAAGACCCAGAGGGAGUAGCCUGAAAAAGGCUCUGAAUGUUAGUGUUUAAUCUUCCCUAAAUGUCAGUAUUUAUUUAUUCCUUUCUUGAAUGUUAAAGUCAGGAAACGCUGCAACCUUUAUCCCUGCAUUUGAAUACACAGCCAUCACAGGAAAAAUGUAUGAGAGCAGAAAUCUUAAAACUGGAAAACAUUUGUGUCAAACUCAGUUGCUUAUCCUCCAGAUUAUUUAAGAAAGUUGAAAAUGCUGUUACAUAUUAUAUAGCAUCAAAAACACCUUGUAUAAAUAUUAAAAGAAUAGUUUGACAUUAUGGGAAAUAUGCUUAUGCACUUUAUUGCCGAGGGGCUUAUCAAUACAACCAGCAGUCAGUUAUCUUACUUAGCUACUACCAUUAAUCUGGCUCUGUUCCAAGGUAACAAAACCUUCCUAACACGCUAUAUCUCAUUUGUUUAAUUUAUAUAAUUUAUAUUUAUACAAAUAGUUUGACAGUUUGGGAAAUACACAUAUUUGCAUUCUUGCUGGGAGGACUGAUACCACUCAUGUUGAUAUGGCAGAUAUAAGCUAUAGUUUGUUAGCUUAGCUUAGCACAAAGACUGGAAGCAGGGAAACAGCAAAUGUGGCUCUGUUCAAAGGUAGCAAAAGUUCACUUAUCUACCAAACUAGUAUAAAAAUAGUGAAAUAGUAUAAAAAAAUGCUGGUUUAUGAAAAUGAUGAGUAGCAGUGUUCGGUUGGAUCACUGGACAAUUUAACUCUCAGCACCAAAGUAGUUAAGCAUAUUUCUCAAAAUGGUGAACUAUUCCUUUAAAAAACUUGAAUAUGUUGUGUAUUAUAUAUUAUAUAUUAUCUAGUACCUGAAAAUGCUUUGGAUAUUGCUACUAUAGGUAGCUAAAUAUACUAUAAUCAUUUUUCUUAACAGCUGAAGGAACUGUGAACGGUUCUUGUUUACUCUGAACUAUGCACUCCACCUCUCAAGCCAUAUUUAAAAGCUGAUUCUGUUGCCUUCUGCCUUAAGUGCAGUGUGCUCUUGCCAUCCCUGGAGUGCAACAGCCAGAGUAUCUUCGUAUUGACCAGCCUUUCAGACAUGUCCCUGAGGAGGCCUGGACCCACAGUGCCACCUGGAGACCUGCUAAGAUGUGCAUGCAUUUUAGAGCCAGGCUGAAUUAUUGAGAGAUUGGAUGAGUCAAUCUAGACUGCGCUCGCACUGGAUGGCUCACCCCUGUGCGUUUUUUUUUUUAUCUUGCCUAUCAAGAAAUAAAUG